UCAUUUACCUUUUCCAUUUUUUUCCUUUUCUCCACGUCAAAACGGGACGCAGAAUUUAAUACCCCACCGUUUCAGCAGUUUAAUCAUAAUUUCCCCUAACUACCCUCCUUUUCAUCCCACAAUUACGUCGUAUAACUCAUGGUACCCACGUAAAUUCAAGGUAAUUGAAUCCCUUUUCCUAAACUUAAAACCAUUCGAUCCGCCUCUAGAAAGCAAACAUCAAACUCACUAGAACUCUCUAGCUUACUUUCUGAAUUCUCCUCGAAACCACUCUAAUUUUCUCGAACUUCCUAGUAAAAUGUUCCUCUAAAUUUCUAAAACACUAUAAAGCCACGUUCUGUCCCAGACCCACCUCAGAUUCUGCAUUCUGUUCACAAAAUAUCAACAAAAACUCUGUAGAAGUUAGCUUUCGCUUUUGUUCUUUUAAGCUUGGUUUGAACAAUGGCAACAAAAACUGAAGGCAAGGCGAUAGGCAUAGACCUGGGCACAACUUACAGCUGUGUCGGGGUAUGGUUGAACGACCGUGUCGAGAUCAUCCCGAACGACCAAGGCAACCGAACCACUCCUUCUUACGUAGCCUUCACCGACACCGAGCGUUUAAUAGGCGACGCAGCCAAGAACCAAGUCGCUAUGAACCCUCAGAACACCAUUUUCGACGCUAAAAGGCUAAUUGGUCGUCGUUUCUCGGACCCUUCCGUUCAAAGCGACGUCAAGCUCUGGCCUUUUAGGGUCAUCCCUGGCCCUGGAGAUAAACCCAUGAUCGUAGUUCGUUAUAAAGGGGAAGAGAAGCAGUUUUCUGCAGAGGAAAUUUCGUCCAUGGUGUUGACUAAGAUGAAGGAGGUAGCUGAAGCUUUUUUGGGGCAUCCUGUGAAGAACGCUGUGGUUACGGUUCCUGCUUAUUUUAAUGACUCGCAAAGGCAAGCAACGAAGGAUGCUGGUGCUAUAUCCGGGCUUAAUGUAAUGAGGAUUAUCAAUGAGCCAACGGCUGCUGCUAUUGCUUAUGGUUUGGAUAAGAAAGCUUCAAGAAAAGGCGAGCAAAAUGUUCUCAUCUUUGACCUCGGAGGUGGUACUUUUGAUGUUUCCUUGUUGACGAUUGAAGAGGGAAUUUUUGAAGUUAAAGCUACAGCUGGUGAUACCCAUCUCGGUGGUGAAGAUUUUGAUAACAGAUUGGUUAAUCAUUUUGUCGCCGAGUUUAGGAGGAAGCAUAAGAAGGAUAUCAGUGGAAAUGCUAGAGCUUUGAGGAGGUUAAGGACGGCUUGUGAGAGGGCAAAGAGGACUUUGUCUUCGACUACUCAGACGACUAUUGAGAUUGACUCUUUGUUUGAAGGGAUUGAUUUUUAUGCUACGAUUACAAGGGCGAGGUUCGAGGAGUUGAACAUGGAUUUGUUUAGGAAAUGUAUGGAACCAGUGGAGAAGUGCUUGAAAGAUGCUAAAAUUGAUAAAGGCCAUGUUCAUGAGGUGGUUCUGGUCGGUGGGUCAACUAGGAUUCCCAAAAUUCAACAAAUGUUGCAAGAUUUUUUCAAUGGGAAAGAGCUUUGCAAGAGCAUAAAUCCUGAUGAAGCUGUUGCAUAUGGGGCUGCGGUUCAAGCUGCAAUUCUUACUGGUGAAGGGGAUGAGAAGGUGCAAGAUUUGUUGUUACUUGAUGUUACACCUCUCAGUCUUGGGUUGGAAACUGCUGGUGGGGUGAUGACUGUUUUGAUUCCAAGAAAUACCACGAUUCCAACCAAAAAGAACAUUUUCUCAACUUAUUCUGAUAAUCAGCCUGGUGUUUUGAUCCAAGUUUACGAGGGAGAGCGAGCUCGAACCAAGGAUAAUAAUUUGCUUGGCAAAUUUGAGCUUACUGGUAUCCCUCCAGCUCCAAGGGGUGUGCCUCAAAUCAAUGUUACCUUUGAUAUAGAUGCAAAUGGUAUAUUGAAUGUAACUGCUGAGGAUAAGACAGCUGGUGUUAAAAACAAGAUUACUAUCACCAAUGAUAAGGGAAGGCUGAGCAAGGAAGAGAUUGAGAAGAUGGUGAAAGAUGCAGAGAGGUACAAGGCAGAGGAUGGGGAAGUGAAGAAGAAAGUGGAGGCAAAGAAUGCAUUGGAGAAUUAUGCAUAUAACAUGAGGAACACAGUGAGGGAUGAGAAAUUUGCAGCGAAAUUGAACCCUGAUGAUAAGGAGAAGAUCGAGAAGGCAGUGGAGGAGACAAUUGAGUGGCUGGAUAGGAACCAAUUAGCGGAAGUUGAUGAGCUAGAAGACAGGCUUAAGGAGCUGGAAAGUAUAUGCAAUCCUAUAAUUUCAAAGAUGUAUCAGGGUGGUGCCGCUGAUGGUGACGUGCCUAUGGGUGGUAAUAUGCCCGGUGGUGGCUAUACCGGGUCUGGGUCUGGUUCUGGCCCUGGACCAAAGAUUGAGGAGGUGGAUUGAAGUUGAAGCAAAGAGAGAGCUUUUGCCUUUUACAUAGCAAGGCUGGUUUGGUUCAGCGUUUUUAGUUAAGGGCUACUUUUGUUAGUAAAUCAGUUAAAGGAACUUUGUACUUGUUGCUUUGUACUGUCUUAGGUUCUAUAUAAAAAUUGCUCCAAGUUCAAACCUUUUUCUAGUGAAUCUAAUUGCAAGAUCAAUUACUUCUGUAAUUUUGUCAUUGCUACAUGAACUUGUUUAGUUUAGCUAUUAAAAAAAACAAUAGAAAUUCGAAAGCCACAGCAAUUUACAAAACGGGUUGGACUUUCCGGGCCCAAAGUUCGAAAACUCCAGUCUCUCGUAGUCACA
Molecule: messenger RNA, 2745 nt
Organism: Durio zibethinus
Lineage: Eukaryota; Viridiplantae; Streptophyta; Magnoliopsida; Malvales; Malvaceae
Source: RefSeq, a predicted model, not a curated record